AUGAUGAGGGUUGGGAGGGAAGAAGUCAGGAGGAUAGGAAGACCAUGCGCUGAGGUGUCGAAGAGGAACAGUGGAAAGCGACUAGGUCUCACGUACGACGCUGCUUCACACCUGGGCAUGCAGAGCGUUGGAGCUGUUUGUGCAUUCCAAUUUCUGAUAGCGGCAACUCAGGGAGAGGAGAGCGCGAGAGUGUCGUCAUCGAUGGAGUACACCAACACGGAUGUUGCUGCGUUGAACGUCCUGUUGGAAGCACAGUCGAAGUCAGCAGUGAACGACCUGUUCCUGAUAGCGUUCGCAUGCAGGAGCGAGAGAGCGCCGUCGGUCCAGCUGCAGGCUGCUAGUGAGAUGCUGGGAGGAGUUGCAGUGGAGAAAUGCCAGGUGCGAUGA
Molecule: messenger RNA, 387 nt
Organism: Guillardia theta CCMP2712
Lineage: Eukaryota; Cryptophyceae; Pyrenomonadales; Geminigeraceae
Exons: 5
Coding region: 1-387 (128 amino acids)
Source: RefSeq, a predicted model, not a curated record